Molecule: messenger RNA, 585 nt
Organism: Penicillium cosmopolitanum
Lineage: Eukaryota; Fungi; Ascomycota; Eurotiomycetes; Eurotiales; Aspergillaceae
Product: alpha/beta hydrolase
Exons: 4
Coding region: 1-585 (194 amino acids)
Source: RefSeq, a predicted model, not a curated record
AUGGAAAACAUAUUUAGGAAGAUAGCACAAGACAACACCAAAUUCGACGCCGGAGAUGAAGAGGUCUGGAGAAAACUAUAUGAGCCAUUGUACACUGAAGUUCCUGACAGCGUUGGCAUUGUGAAGGAUCAACAAUACGGGCCCGCUGAUCGCAAUCGACUGGAUGUGUACUUUCCUCUUCAGGACCAGACUGAGGGAAAGCCGGUGGUUUUCUUUGUUCAUGGUGGAGGCUUCUUCUCUGGAGAUAAAGGAUGGAGCGAAAAGUGCUGGGCGAAUGUGGGGCUUUAUUUUGCUCAACACGGUAUCGUCGCUGUACUCGUAAAUCAUCGCCUAGUUCCGAACGUUGAAUACCCCGGAGGAGCCGAUGAUAUGCAGCUUGCUCGGGAAUGGGUUUUCCAAAACAUUGCAGCCGUAAAAUACGGCCGGGGAUCACCGAACAAGGUGGUACUUUUGGGCCACUCCUCUGGUGGCGCACAUAUUGCAAUGAACUUUUUGAUCAUCUUUUUCGCUGACGAAGAGCAGGAGAUCCGGGACGAACACCGAAAAUGCCAGUUUUCCCACCUGUUUCUGGAGUUAUUUACUUGA